Messenger RNA from Coprinopsis cinerea okayama7#130, 1518 nucleotides. RefSeq lists its product as hypothetical. Gene Ontology annotation, biological process: DNA integration. The record is from RefSeq and is a predicted model, not a curated record. Gene Ontology annotation, molecular function: nucleic acid binding. Bases 1 to 1518 code for a protein of 505 amino acids. The transcript has 4 exons. NCBI's taxonomy places the organism in Eukaryota, Fungi, Basidiomycota, Agaricomycetes, Agaricales, Psathyrellaceae.
AUGGCCUCAUCAUUUCCCUCCACUCGCUCAAGUCACCAGUCCACAAGAGACUUUAUUUCGACGUUCUUAUCCAAGGCCCAAAAGGCGUUUCAAGAUGCUCGCUUUGCCUCUUCAUCAAUUCCUAACCUCGAACGCACUACUGCCGAGCACCAUUUGUACAAUUUGAACGCCAUCAAGAACGCACUGCCCUCCCUUUCGAGCCCAUAUAUCACAGAAGACGACAUCCAACAAUGCCAUUCAUUCCUUGAUCCCGUUAUCAAUGAGCUUCAGUUAUUCCUCUCCUCAUCACCAAAAUCACAGCGUCCUACACCUUCCGUUUCCCGCAACGGCAUCAGGGGCCGCCCCUCGUACCAAUUGGACCUCGGGCGAAUGAUUGAGCUGCAUAAUAUGGGAAACUCGUGGGAGUCUAUUGGCGAUGCCUUUGGAGUUGACAGAACGACAAUCUGGAGGCACCUGGAACGAGCUGGCCUAUCUACCAAACGUCCUGACUACACGGAGAUUUCCAACGACGACCUGGACGAUGCCAUUGCGGUGCUGGUCGUGGCCCAUCCACUGACAGGGGCUAGGGUCAUGCAAGGCCACCUGCAGGGACUUGGUAUCAAUGUCCCUCUGCUUCGAGUAGAGAAGAGCUUGAAGCGGGUGGAUUAUGUUGGAACAGUACUUCGGUGGAACGGCAUGAACAGGCGCCGGGUGUACCGUGUCCGGGGUAGCAACGCUCUAUGGCAUCACGACGGAAACGAGAAGUUGAAGCCUUGGGGGUUCUACGUGCAUGGAUGUGUGGAUGGCUAUUCCAGGCUAUUCAUUUACCUUGUGUGCUCGAACAACAAGCGUUCAGCAACAGUGGCCGCUUGCUUCAUGGAGGCUGUCUCACGUUACGGUUGGCCAAGUAGGAUGAGAGGGGACUUUGGGACAGAGAAUAAUGAGGUAGAGCGAAGGAUGAAUGCGAGAUGGGGUGCUUUACAUCGUGCAUAUCUUCGUGGAAAAUCGCUGAACAACAUACGUAUGGAACGGGGUUGGAGGGAUGUCAGGAAAGAAUCCUUGGAGUUCUUUCGCCAGAUAUUCAUGGAGCUCGAGGAGCUUGGCCUACUUGACCCGAACAACCCCAUCCACCUUGUGUGCCUGUAUGUGGUAUUCCAACCGAGGAUCCAGACCUCUCUUGACAGAGCGAUUAUUUCCUGGAACCGUCACAAAAUGAGCACAGCUGGUAACAAGACUCCUUUGGCGAUGUAUGAACUCAGCAGAACGAAGGCCAUCAAUGCUGGGUAUUGGACUGGGGAUCCUGGUGAUGCAGUUGAGGAGAUUGACGAUGAAUAUGGGGUGGAUGGAACUAGUGGUCUUGCACCACCAGACGACGAGUUGGCAAGUGAUCCGAUAGCACCGAGGUCUGACUCUUUUGGUUCAAAAGAGGAGGAGCGUGAAGCCGGUAUAUUUGUUACAGAGGAUGACCAUAUUGCAGAAGCUAGGGAGGUUUUGAAGGAGUUGGACUUGGAAGCUGAUGACGGAAAUUGGGCUACGUAG